CAGUUGCUGCACGAGGCCAUGGGCCAUAUCGUUACAAUCGAGCUAAAGACAGGAUCAGUUUAUAGAGGCAAGCUUUUGAACGCUGAAGACAACAUGAAUGUACAACUCCGAGAUAUCACACACACUGCUCGCAAUGGGAGAGUGUCUCAGCUGACUCAAGUCUUUAUCCGUGGAUCUCAGAUCCGAUUUGUUAUUGUUCCGGACAUGCUCAAAAACGCACCCAUGUUUAAA
This is a messenger RNA of Batrachochytrium dendrobatidis JAM81, 231 nucleotides long. RefSeq lists its product as uncharacterized. The annotation marks the transcript as partial. Gene Ontology annotation, cellular component: U2 snRNP; pICln-Sm protein complex; U5 snRNP. Gene Ontology annotation, molecular function: RNA binding. NCBI's taxonomy places the organism in Eukaryota, Fungi, Chytridiomycota, Chytridiomycetes, Rhizophydiales. Gene Ontology annotation, biological process: RNA processing; spliceosomal snRNP assembly. The transcript has a single exon. The record is from RefSeq and is a predicted model, not a curated record.